AUGCUAGCAACAUGCAGAUUAAAUACGUCAUCCUAUAAGCUAUUCAGUCUUAUAACAACUUCACCAGAGUCUAUCAGAUCAUUACCAAGACUACGUGUAAAUUUCUACUACCGCAAUUGUCAAAAUUGUCUUCCAAUUCAAGUAAAUUCAAGACAAUUAUUUUCCACAUUUACCAUCGCGCAUAAUAAAUCGAUACCGGAUCCGAAACCCCCAAAGACAGAAUCAACACUAACAAAAACCAAAGAUAAAAAAUCAAUGUCUAAAGGUCAUACACAUUCACAUAAAGAAGGAGGAUUACAUCUCCAUCAUCAUCAUUCGAUGCAUGAUCCUAAUGAAUUCCUUGCAACAAGUGCUUCUAAUAUUAGGAACAACGCUGCCGUGCGUAUCACUUGGAUCGGAUUAUUAGUCAAUAUAGCCCUUGCUGUUUCCAAAGGGAUUGGUGGGGUUGUUUUCCAUUCUCAAGCACUUAUAGCCGAUGCAAUCCAUUCCGUAAGUGAUAUGGUUGCCGAUUUUUUAACAUUAGCCACUGUUAAUGUCGCUAGUAAAAUUGGAUCUCCCACAAAAUUCCCAUUGGGAUAUGGGAAAAUUGAAACAAUUGGUUCAUUUCUGGUGAGUGCAAUCUUAUUAUUUGCUGGGAUUUCAGUAGGGUGGUCAUCAUUAGUUCAGAUUUUUGAAUUUACAUUGCCAACUUAUCUUUAUGACUAUGUGUCCCAAAUCCAUAUCGGACAUUCACAUACACAUACAGGAUUACCAGAUCCAUCACAUGGACAUUCUCAUUCUCAUUCAAAUCUUACCUCAGACACAGAUAUAUCCCCUCAUAAAGAAAUCCCAAAUAUUAAUGCUGCUUGGCUUGCUGGUGCAUCCAUCGUGGUUAAAGAAUUACUCUUUCGUAAAACUUUAAAAGUCGCCGAACAAACAAAUUCAAAAGUCUUGGUUGCAAACGCCUGGCAUCAUCGUGUUGAUUCCCUUACCGCCUUUGUCGCAUUAGUCACCGUUACUGGAGGUGUAUUAUUCAAUGUUGCCUGGCUUGAUUCAAUUGGUGGGAUUGGGGUUUCAUUCUUGAUUAUUAAGGCCGGUUGGGAUACUAUGUUGGAAGCAUGGUAUGAAUUGAUAGAUAGGGGUGAAAAACCAGGUUCGGUCUUGUAUGAUAAAAUCGAUGAAAUUAUUAAGAAUGAAUUAAGAAUCAAUCAAGAAUUACAAAAAUUUAGAUUGAAUGAAUUAUCGGUAUUAUCAAGUGGGGCAAAUACUAAUAUUCAUCUUGUUCUUGCUACUGAUGUUCAAGGGAUUGAUAUAAAGAUGUUGAAUGUUUAUGAACAGAAAUUAAGUCAGUUGAUUAGAGAGGAUGAUAAGUUUGUUAGAAAGGUAUUUAUUCUGUUUAAACAAGUUAAUGAACUUCCUCCAUUAGAAGAAGAAAACGUGGUUGAAGAAGAAGACGAAGAAGAAUCCCAUGAACAUUCUCAUGAACAUAGUCAUCAAAACCACACUCAUGAGCAUAAACAUUAG
This is a messenger RNA of Hemisphaericaspora subhashii, 1503 nucleotides long. RefSeq lists its product as uncharacterized. Gene Ontology annotation, cellular component: membrane. Lineage: Eukaryota; Fungi; Ascomycota; Pichiomycetes; Serinales; Debaryomycetaceae. The record is from RefSeq and is a predicted model, not a curated record. Bases 1 to 1503 code for a protein of 500 amino acids. Gene Ontology annotation, biological process: monoatomic cation transport; transmembrane transport. The transcript has a single exon. Gene Ontology annotation, molecular function: monoatomic cation transmembrane transporter activity.